AAAAUCGAUUUUCUUUCUUGUAAUUAAUUAAAUUUUCAACUUGAUCAUCAAGCGAGUGACCCUGAGGCCGGAGGUUUAGGUGCCUACGCUGGCCUUAGCCGUUAUCUUUUGUCCUGAUAGCCGUUAUCUGCGACGCAUUGUGUUCAUCACAAACUUCCAAGAUUCAAAAAGUGUCCUCACAGUGAGGUUUUGUUGACGCAGUGAAGUGUUAGCUUAUGUAACUUGGUAUGUGAACAUGGUGAUUAUAUAUAGCUAUCCUAAGUGUUUCUUGAUGUGUGAACUUGGUGACUAUAAAUAGUAGUUCGUAGUGUACAAGUGUAUAGUGACUGGGAACACCUCCAAGCUGCGUCAUCGUACUCAUCCUCCGUAAUGGACGGCCAGUCAGUGCAGGCAAGCUCGAGGCCUGCCGGAGACCAUAUUGCAGAUGAAAUCUACGCAAUUUAUCGCAAUAUUGCUGGUGUGCUGCACGUUGCCCCCAAGGUCAUCCGAUUCGUUGUCAGCAAAGAAUGUGUCGACAAAAAAAGCAACGAGAGUUACAAAAAAUACAUAGAACGCUUAAAGGGCAAGGAAUUCAGUAAAACGGAAUGGAAACGUCAGUUUGGAAUGAUAUCGGAAGAUUUGAGCCACCCUGAUGAUUUAGACAUCACUGGGUUGUUCUGUCUGCUGGAGAAACUUUCUAGGUUACAUGAUGAAUGUUGGCGGAGCGUAAAGCCUGGAGAUAAAAAGUGUCCACUUGAAAAGCUUUCUCGCUCAGAUAAGAAUGGCCUUCCGAGGGAGUUAGAAAAAUUGCUCGACAAGUUGCGUAAGGUCAAGGAAUUGCGAAACAAAAUCAUGCACGAGUUCGAAGUAACAUUGGCCCCUCAAAAAUUCAGUGAUUUGAAGACUGCCUUGUUAGAGCUAAUUGAAGAAGCCGAAAGGGUCUAUUCACUGCCACAGUCUGAAGUUGAAGAUCAGAAAAAAAACGUACACGAUGACUUCGAAAGCCUGCAGACUCCGGACAAAAAAAGCAUUUAUCACUGGUGUACAAGAUUGGCUAUGUCAGGAAAACUGGCGGUGAAGAACCUUUGGAAAACCAAACUAACCGAAGAGACCCUCCCACUAGACAACAGCAUUGUGCAGCGUCCGGAAGUAUUUCAUUCUCUCGACGUGAUGGUGAGACGGUCAAGACGUGAUGGCCCUGACGGUCAUGUUCUUCCGUACCCCGACAUUUUCAAGGCUCCUGAGAAAGCAAUUAUAGUUUCCGGAGUUGCUGGUGCUGGCAAGACUACUCUUCUGAAAAACAUCGUGCUUCAAUUUUUCGAGCUCCAGGAAGGAAAUGCAGAUUACCUGCGUCAAUUUAACCAGCUCAUCCUGUUUGAGUGCAGGGAUCGUACCACUGAAUCACUGGCUGACGUCAUCGAGCAGCACUUCAAGGAUCUGUGUAGGGAAUUAGAGGGUAAACAAAACCUCCUUGAUGCCCUCUUUCUUCUACACGCCCUAUUUGUCAUCGAUGGGUACGACGAAGUAAACAAUGUUUCAACCAACGUAGUGAGUGAGAUCAUCAAGAAGACGUCAAGCAGCAACUGCCGGGUGUUGAUCACGACUCGUCCUCACAGUGCGAGAAAACUGGAAAUGCUUCUUACUACUAACGAUGUCAAUUCUACCGAAUUCGAGAUCAAGCCGCUCACUGAGCUGGCUGAGCAGCUGGAAUUUUUGACAAGGUAUGAAAAGAGUUUAGGCAUCAAACAAGGUGAGAUGACAGAAAGCUUCAAGACGCUGAAUAAAGAUGUCAGAAUUCUGUUCACCGAACCCAUCAACUUGAUUCUUUUCUGCGACAUGCAUAAACACAUGCCUGAGACCAUUUCGUCGUGGGAAAAGCCCGGGGACGUGGCGACUGAUAUUCUACGCUUGUAUAAGAAGCUUGUCACCUUAAAGCUUGCUGAUGUGACUCAUCUUGAAUGCGAAGUCAUGUUAGACGAUCUGUUUGUUGUCAUUGGUAAAGCAGCGCUGGAAUUUAUUCGUGAAAACGCUGUAACAUUCUCAGAAAAAGAACUGCUUCAGGUUAAACGCAAAUGCAUUCCAAUACUGAAAAACACGGUAGAGUGUAGCUCUGAAAUUAUCCUCUCGGUAGUGCUGAAAGUAAAUAGACCUCUUUCUGGAGCCGGGGAAACCACCUACACCUUCCAUCACAAAUCUAUUCAAGAAAUGUUUGCUGCUGAAUUUAUUGUGCAGCGCAUCCUAGAGGACAAGGACACCCUAAAGAGUAUCCUGGAUGCCGAACCUGAGGAAAUGAGCAGCGUGCGUGAAGUUCUGCAGUACGUGGUGCAGGGCCUCAGCCGCUGCAAGCCCCGCCUCUUGAAGAAACGCUGGCCAGAGCUGAAGAAGGCGCUGACUGAUGCCGGCGUCGUCUCUUUCGCCGACUGGCAGGAGUGUCUCCGCAUCUGCCCUGACGUUGAGCAGGUGGCCAAGCCUGCCGCUCUUAGCAAACUUAAAGAAAACAAGACGUGGCAUGUCGGAACAGGUCGUGAAGUAGCGCUGGUCGCUGCUAUGUUGCCGUACGCACAACCUGACCUCCUGGAGGUGAAGAUUAAACCUGACGACCCGAGCAAGAGGCGGUGGGCAGAACUUGUGAAGCGUCGCGUCGGACGCGUCCAUCUUGUGCUGCAGAACCCUGGCGGUGAUGAAUACAAGAGCAACGACGACAUCCUCCUGCCAAUGCUUGGCACAAA
This is a messenger RNA of Hyalella azteca, 2708 nucleotides long. RefSeq lists its product as uncharacterized. The annotation marks the transcript as partial. The transcript is spliced from 4 exons. Lineage: Eukaryota; Metazoa; Arthropoda; Malacostraca; Amphipoda; Hyalellidae. The record is from RefSeq and is a predicted model, not a curated record.